GUGACCAUAUUUCUUGCCAGCAAGGCCCGCCUCCUCUGCCACCUGCCCCGCCCCCACACAAGCAGCAUCCGUCCAUCACGUCCCUGAGUCGAAGCUCACUGGCCAAUCAGAGGAGCCCGAGCCCGCCGCCAUCAGCCGGCCUGGCGACCGACUUGCAGAGUACGGCGGAAUGCGUCCAGCUGCAGGACAGCUGGGUCCUGGGCAGCAAUGUGGCCCUGGAGAGCAGGCAUUUUCUUUUUAAAACGGGCACAGGAACAACACCUUUCUUUGGCACAGCCGCCCCCGGGUACACCAUGGCUACAGGGACGGUUUACUCCACACCGGCUCGACCUCUGCCCAGACACAGCCUCUCCAGAGGAGCUUUCAAGUUCAAGAAGUCGCCGAAACACUGCUCCUGGAAGUGCACUGCCCUGGUCGCCGUGGGGAUCGCUGUGGUUCUGUCCAUCGUCCUCUGCUACUGCAUAGCAAUGCACCUUUUUGGCCUCAAUUGGCAGCUCCAAGAGUUGGACAACCAGCCGGCUUUUGAAAACGGAGGAGUUGGGAAGACGGGGCCCACUCAGUCGAGCAUAGUGACAGCUCUGGCUGCUGACGGAAGGACUAACGUGCUGAAUCAGGAGAACAACUCCAUUGAUACGGGACAGGUGGACGUAGGGAAGAAGGCGGGUCAGAGCGUCCCACCGGGGGUGUUCUGGCGUUCUCAACUCAGCAUGGAGCUCCCACGCUUCCUGAAGUUCAACAUCUCGGUACAGAAGAACGCACUGAUAGGAGUCUAUGGAAGGAAAGGUCUCACACCCUCUCACACUCAGUACGACUUUGUGGAGCUGUUGGACGGCAGCCGGCUUAUCGCCAAAGAACAUCGGACUCAGAGUGAACCGGAGACGAGGGGACGGCAGGAUCACCCGGUCAGCGUGCACCAAGCCGGCUUCAUCCAGUACCUGGACUCAGGGGUGUGGCACCUGGCGUUUUAUAAUGACGGAAGAAACGCGGAGACAGUGUCCUAUAACACCAUCAUUCAGGAAUCUGUCACGGAGUGCACACACAACUGCUACGGGAACGGAGAGUGUGUGGCGGGAUCAUGCCACUGCUUCCCAGGAUUCAUUGGGCCGUACUGUUCCAGAGCCGCCUGUCCGGUGCUGUGCAGCGGUAACGGUCAGUACACCAGGGGGCGCUGCCAGUGCUACAGCGGGUGGAAAGGCACUGAGUGUGAUGUUCCUGCCUCCCAGUGUAUCGAUCCUCAAUGCGGGGGACACGGAUUGUGUGUGUCGGGCAACUGUGUGUGCAACAGCGGCCACAAAGGACCCAACUGUGAACAAGUUGACUGUGUGGACCCGAUUUGUUCCGGUCACGGAGCCUGUCAUCACAGUGAGUGCCACUGUAACCCGGGCUGGGGUGGCAUCAGCUGUGAGAUCCUGAAGAGCACUUGUCCAGAGCAGUGCUCCAGUCACGGCACCUUCAACACCGACUCGGGGACCUGCGUCUGCGAGGCCAACUGGACGGGGGCCGACUGCUCAAUAGAGGUGUGUGUGGUGGACUGUGGUCCUCGUGGCCUGUGCAUCAGCGGUGUGUGUCACUGCGAGGAGGGCUGGACAGGACCAGAGUGUGAGCAGAGGGACUGUCACCCACGCUGCAUCGACCACGGAGUCUGCCGAGAGGGCAAGUGUGACUGCCAUCAGGGCUGGACGGGUGAACAUUGCACCAUCGCCCUGGAUUCCAGAGUAUCAGGACCAGUCAAGAUAGGAUAUAAAGACGGCUGCCCCGGGCUGUGCAACAACAACGGGAGGUGCGUCCUGGAUCAGAACGUCUGGCAUUGCAUCUGCCAGUCAGGGUGGCGCGGGUUGGGAUGCGAUGUCGCCACGGAAACGCUCUGCUCAGAUGGCAAGGAUAACGAGGGAGAUGGACUUGUCGACUGCAUGGAUCCAGACUGCUGCACUCAGGUCUCGUGCCAGGGUCAGACGUACUGUCGCGGAUCACCUGACCCCGCUUCCAUCGCCGGCCAGAGCCAGAGUUCAGCCACCCAGCCCACAUCCAAGGGCUUCUACGACCGCGUCAGCUUUUUGAUUGGCCCCAGCGGCAGUCACGUGAUACCCUGGGAUAACCCGUUCAACAGCAGCCUGGCGUCAGUCAUCCGAGGUCAGGUCCUCACGGGAGACGGGACGCCGCUGAUCGGAGUCAACGUGUCCUUUCUGCACUACCCCGAGUACGGCUACACCAUCACCCGGCAGGACGGCAUGUUCGAUCUCUUGGCCAAUGGCGGUGCUUCUCUGACGCUGAGUUACGAGCGCGCCCCGUUCCCCUCGCUGCACCGCACUGUGUGGCUGCCCUGGAACGUUUUCCACGUGAUGGACACGGUGGUGAUGAAGCGUGAGGAGAACGACAUCCCCAGCUGCUACCUCACCGGCCUGAUCAGACCCAACCCCCUCAUCCUGGCCACGCCCCUCUCCACUCUGUACAAGACGUCCCCCGAGGACAGCCCCAUCAUCCCGGAGACCCAGGUCCUUCAUGAGCAAGUUGCUAUACCAGGCAGUGACCUGAACCUGGUCUACCUGAGCUCCAGGGCGCCUGGCUACAAGCCCAUCCUCAAGGUGCUGCUGACCCCGGACCGCCUCCCCUUCGGCCUGAUGAAGGUCCACCUGAUGGUGGCCGUCAUGGGCCGUCAGUUCCAGAAGUCUUUCCCUGCCUUCCCCGACCUCUCAUACACCUUCAUCUGGGAUAAAACAGACGCCUACAGUCAGAGGGUCUUUGGCCUCGCUGAGGCAAUGGUGUCGGUGGGAUAUGAAUACGAGUCAUGCCUUGAUGUGGUGCUCUGGGAGAAGAGGACUGCGGUGUUACAAGGCUAUGAACUCGAUGCAUCCACCAUGGGAGGGUGGAUGUUAGACAAACACCACAUAUUGGACAUCCAGAACGGUAUCCUUUACAAAGGCAGCGGGGAGAAUCAGUUCAUCUCGCUCCAGCCCCCGGUGAUUUCCACCGUCAUGGGGAACGGGCGGCGCCGGAGCAUCUCGUGCCCCAGCUGUAACGGACAGGCCAUGGGCAACAAGCUGCUGGCGCCCGUGGCUCUGGCGUGGGGCAUCGAUGGAAGUCUGUACGUCGGAGACUUCAACUACAUCCGACGCAUCUACCCAUCGGGAAAUGUCACAAGUAUAAUGGAGCUCAGUAACAACCCGGCACACCGCUAUUACCUGGCAACGGAUCCAGUCAGUGGCCAGCUGUUCGUGUCGGACACGAACUCCAGGAGGAUCUACAGACCCAAAAUCUUAAGUGGGACCAAGGAACUGCAGGCGAAUGCAGAGGUGGUGGCAGGGACAGGAGAGCACUGCCUGCCCUUUGAUGAGAACCACUGUGGAGACGGAGGAAAAGCUCCAGAGGCCUUCCUCACCGGACCCAAAGGCAUCGCUGUGGGCAAGAACGGCCUGAUAUAUUUUGUGGAUGGCACCACGAUCAGAAAGGUGGACCAGAACGGCAUCAUCUCCACUUUCCUCGGCUCAAACGACCUGACAUCGGCUCGACCUCUGACCUGUGACAACAGCAUGGAUAUCAAUCAGGUGAUUCUGGAGUGGCCCACAGACCUUGCUGUCAGCCCCAUGGACAACUCUCUGUACAUCCUGGACAACAACAUUGUGCUGCGCAUCACGGAGAACGGCCAAGUGAGCAUCGCAGCUGGCCGACCCCUCCACUGCCCGCUGGCUGGCAUGGAGCGCGGCGUGGCCGGUGGUCAAAGGGCGCAGUUAACUCCCAUCGAAUCUGCUGUUGCCAUCGCCAUAUCUUACCAUGGAGCCAUCUACAUAGCGGAGACGGAUGAGAGGAAGAUGAGCAGGAUCCGAAAGGUUUCUGUGGAUGGUGAGAUAACGCAUUUGGCCGGAUCUCUCUCCGACUGCGAUUGCAAGAACGAUGCCAACUGUGACUGUUACCAGACAGGGGACGGCUAUGCCAAAGAUGCGAGGCUUAAUGCUCCAUCUUCUUUAGUGGCAGCUCCAGAUGGAACACUCUACGUGGCGGACCUGGGCAACAUCCGCAUCCGGGCCAUCACUAAAAACGGGCCAACUCCCAGCGCCAAUACAUUUGAGGUGGCUUCCCCUGAUGCCCAGGAGCUGUAUGUGUUUGACAGUAACGGCACCCACCAGCACACUGCUAGCCUGCUCACUGGUGACUUGAAAUUCACGUUCAGCUACAGCACAGAGAACGAUAUUACAGCCGUGACGGACAGCAGUGGAAACACUCUGAGGAUCCGCAGAGAUCCUAACCGCACACCGGUUCGUAUCGUCGCCCCUGAUAACCAGGUGAUCUGGCUAACCAUGGGCACUAAUGGUGGACUGAAAACACUCACAGCACAGGGCCAGGAGCUGGUGCUUCUCACCUACCAUGGUAACAACGGCCUGCUGGCCACAAAGACAUCAGAGAUUGGAUGGACGACUUUCUACGACUAUGACAGCGAAGGACGGCUGAUGAAUGUGACGUUCCCCACUGGGAUGGUGAACAACUUGUACACAGACAUAUUCAGCGCUCUGACGGUGGACAUCGAGAGCUCCAUGACAGACGAGGAAAUCAGCAUCACCACCAACACCUCCACCAUCCGUGCCUUCUACACUCUGGCUCAGGACCAAUGUAGAAGCAGCUAUCAAGUGGGCUUUGACAACUCGCUGAGGAUUACUUAUGCCAAUGGGAUGGAUACCCACUACCAGACAGAGCCCCACAUCCUGGCCGGCGCUGCCAACCCCACCGUAGCCAGGCGCAACAUGAGCCUGCCAGGGGAGAGUGGGCAGAACUUGGUAGAGUGGCGCUUCCGCAAAGAACAAGCCAGAGGCAAAGUUAUCGUGUUUGGACGCAAGCUUAGGGUGAACGGACGGAACAUUCUUUCUGUCGAUUACGAUCGCACCCUGAGGACGGAGAAGAUUUACGAUGACCACAGGAAAUUCCUCUUAAAGAUUAUAUACGACACAUCAGGUCACCCGGUGCUGUGGGUGCCCAGUAGUAAGCUACUGCCGGUUAAUGUGAGCCGCACCAGCAGUGGGCAAAUCAGCGCCCUGCAAAGAGGUCCCACCACGGAGAGACUGGAGUAUGAUAGUCAGGGCCGCCUGAUAUCCAGGGUGUUUGCUGAUGGGAAAAUAUGGAGUUACACCUACCUGGAGCAGUCCAUGGUUCUCCUGCUCCACAGUCAGCGGCAGUACAUAUUUGAUUUCGACUCUCUGGACCGUCUUUCUGCUGUCACGAUGCCAAGCGUAGCGCGCUACACCAUGCAGACCAUCCGCUCAGUGGGGUACUACAGGAAUCUUUAUCACCCCCCGGAGAGCAACGCCUCAGUGGCUGUGGACUACAGCGAAGACGGCCUUCUAAUGAGGAUCGCUCACCUCGGCACAGGCCGCAGGAUCCUGUACAGAUACAGGAGGCAGAACAAACUGGCAGAGAUCCUGUACGACAGCACCAGGGUCAGCUUCACCUACGACGAAACGGCAGGAGUGCUGAAGACCGUCAACCUGCAGAACGAGGGAUUCAUCUGCUCCAUCCGUUAUCGACAAGUGGGUCCGCUGGUGGACCGGCAGAUUUUCCGCUUCAGCGAGGAUGGCAUGGUCAAUGCCCGCUUCGACUACACCUACGACAGCAGCCUGCGAGUGACAAGCGUGCAAGGUGUCAUCAACGAAACACCGUUACCCAUCGAUCUGUACCAGUUUGAUGAUAUCUCGGGGAAAGUUGAGCAGUUUGGGAAGUUUGGGGUGAUUUACUACGAUAUAAAUCAGAUCAUAUCCACUGCAGUCAUGACCUACACCAAGCACUUCGAUGCACAUGGUCGCAUCAAGGAGAUCCAGUACGAGAUAUUCCGCUCCCUCAUGUACUGGAUCACUUUCCAGUAUGACGAUGUCGGGCGAGUCAUCAAGCGAGAGAUCAAGAUCGGCCCCUUCGCCAACACCACCAAGUACAGCUAUGAGUAUGAUGUUGACGGCCAGCUGCAGACUGUGUACCUGAACGAGAAAGUGAUGUGGCGCUACACGUAUGACCUUAAUGGGAAUCUGCAUCUGCUGAACGCAGGAAACAGUGCCAGGCUUCUUCCUCUGCGCUACGACUUGAGAGACCGAAUCACCCGCCUGGGAGACAUCCAGUACAGAAUGGAUGAAGACGGCUUCCUCCGUCAGAGAGGGGCAGAGAUCUUUGAGUACAACUCCAAAGGACUCUUGGUGCGGGUCUACAGUAAGAGCAGCAGCUGGACCAUUCAGUACCGCUACGAUGGACUGGGGCGCAGAGUGUCCACCAAGUCAAGCCUAGGCCAACACCUGCAGUACUUCUACGCAGACCUGAGUUACCCAGCUAGGAUUACACAUGUAUACAACCACUCCAGCUCAGAGAUCACGUCGCUCUACUACGACCUUCAAGGCCACCUGUUUGCUAUGGAGAUCAGCAGCGGGGAGGAGUUCUACAUCGCCUGUGAUAACACCGGCACUCCUCUGGCUGUCUUCACCAGCAACGGCCUCCUGGUCAAACAGCUGCAGUACACGGCGUACGGUGAGGUCUACUUCGACUCAAACCCAGACUUCCAGCUUGUGCUCGGGUUUCACGGAGGUCUGUACGAACCCCUGACCAAACUGCUGCACUUCGGGGAGCAGGAUUACGACAUUAUGUCUGGCAGAUGGACUCUUCCGGAUAUCUCUACUUUGCAAAAGAUGAGCAAAGAACCUGCUCCUUUUAAUCUCUACAUGUUUAGAAAUAACAACCCAAUCAGCAAAGUCCAUGAACUGAGAGAGUAUGUUGCAGAUGUGAACAGCUGGCUUGUCACCUUUGGCUUUCAUCUUCACAACACCAUCCCUGGGUUUCCGGUCCCUAAGUUUGACCUCAGUAUGCCAUCUUAUGAACUGAUGAAGAGUCAGCGCUGGGAUGAUCUGCCGUCUAUCUCUGGGGUCCAGCAGGAAGUUACCAGACAAGCGCACUCUCUCUUGUCAUUCGAACGGCUGCCAGAGGUCCAUCUCACUCGAGGUCGCAGAGGUGAAAAGUCUUGGCUGUGGUUCUCGGCGGCAAUGUCUCCCAUCGGAAGAGCCGUUAUGUUCGCCAUCUACAAGGGCAGCGUUCACACUCACACGCUCAAUGUGGCCGGUGAGGACUGCAUCAAGGUUGCAACAAUCCUUAACAAUGCUUUCUACUUGGAAGAACUCCACUUCACCAUAGAAGGACGAGACACACAUUACUUUGUCAAGCCUGGCCUUCCAGAUGCCGACCUUGCUUCGUUGCACCUCACUAGUGGACAUAAGACUCUGGAGAACGGUGUCAAUGUCACUGUUUCCCAGUCCACCACAGUCAUGGAUAGCCGGACUCGGCGUUUCGCAGAUGUGGAGAUUCAUGCCGGUGCCCUAGGUCUUCACAUCCGCUAUGGAUCCACGGUGGACGAGGAGAAAGUGCGGGUGGUUGAGUUCGCCCGUCAGCGCGCCCUCGCAGGUGCGUGGGCGAGGGAGCAGCAGCGGGUGAGGGAUGGAGAGGAAGGGGUCCGCCCCUGGACAGAGGGGGAGAAGAGGCAGCUUCUGAGUAGUGGAAAGGUUCUGGGGUUCGACGGGUACUAUGUGCUCUCCAUUGAGCAGUACCCAGAGUUAGCAGACAGUGCUAAUAACAUCCACUUUCUUCGGCAAAGUGAAAUCGGGAAGAGGUAACAAUAAGAGGGGCAUUUUCUGCCAAAGAGACUUAGUUUUGGUAGAGACUUUCAAGCGGACAAAUGAAAACAACUGUAAUCAAAGGUUGCUUCUACAGUAUGUAUCCUGAGUGUCGUGUGUUUUU
Molecule: messenger RNA, 7749 nt
Organism: Notothenia coriiceps (black rockcod)
Lineage: Eukaryota; Metazoa; Chordata; Actinopteri; Perciformes; Nototheniidae
Product: teneurin-3
Exons: 27
Biological process (GO): signal transduction; neuron development; heterophilic cell-cell adhesion
Cellular component (GO): neuron projection; membrane
Molecular function (GO): protein heterodimerization activity; protein homodimerization activity; cell adhesion molecule binding
Source: RefSeq, a predicted model, not a curated record